Macadamia integrifolia is the source of this 4495-nucleotide messenger RNA. Its product is annotated as protein CHROMATIN REMODELING 4-like. Gene Ontology annotation, biological process: chromatin remodeling; negative regulation of transcription by RNA polymerase II. The transcript is spliced from 7 exons. NCBI's taxonomy places the organism in Eukaryota, Viridiplantae, Streptophyta, Magnoliopsida, Proteales, Proteaceae. The record is from RefSeq and is a predicted model, not a curated record. Gene Ontology annotation, molecular function: DNA binding; chromatin binding; ATP-dependent chromatin remodeler activity. Gene Ontology annotation, cellular component: chromatin; nucleus. Bases 1 to 4296 code for a protein of 1431 amino acids.
AUGGCAGAGAAUGAGUCACAGUGGCCGCUAGAUCCACCUGAUCCGAUGACAAGGGUGAUUGAGAUGCUUCAACAGCUCUCUACUGGACAGAAGAUCAUAAGUGCGAGGUUGCAAUCACUUGAGAAUCAAAGGACUACUCCAAUACAAGGUAGCAAUGUACCAUUCGAAAGGGAGGACAGGUAUCAACUACAAUCUGCUGUGCAUCGUCAACAUAGGAGAAGUGCUGAAAGGGCACAACAAAGAACCCCUACAGCACCACCUACCUUCGAGGAGCAUAUAAGAUCUUAUUUCAAUGGUGAUCUUGAAGCACCUUGUCGACGUGCUGAUGAAUCACAGAAGGUCAAGCUUGAAUUAAAGGAGUUCAGCGACAAGCAUGAUUCCCAGGUAUUUUUUGAUUGGUUGGUUACUUUAGAUAACUACUUUGACCGGUUUGAAUUAUCUGAGUCGCACAAAAUGAGCCUAGUGCGUACUAAGCUAGUUGGGUCAGCCCGCGAGUGGUGGAGAACCAAAGAAAGGGAUCUAAAAGAUCAUGGUAGAUCUCCCAUUACUUGGGAAGAAAUGAAGUACGAGUUGGCGGGCAUGUGCCUAUCCAAACAUGAACGAAGAAUGUACUUCCCUCCACCCGAGUCCCCUUUAAAGUCUUCUUUAGAUUUCCAAAAACCACCCACUGGUGACAAGAGCAUGAAAGAAUUAACAGACCACAUGGCCAUUCUUGUACAAUAUGCAAAGGAGCAACAUGAGAAGACACCUCCCAUCACCGAACCAAAGUCAGAAGUUGAGGUUAGUGUGGAAGAAAUUCCAGCAAUUUCUACUGGCAAAGACGGGUUAGACAAUGAUGAUCCCAUCACUAAGACUCAUGUGGAAGAAAUCGACAUUGAAGACAUUGUUCUUGAAAAGUUGGAGCUUAUGCCUCAAGUCUUUGCCAAGGAGAUUACCAAUGUUGAGGACUCUAUAAAUUCAACAUUUACAACCUAUAUUGAUUCAGAGGAUGAUCAUGUAGAGUUCAUUAUGCCACCAUGGUUCUUUGAAGAGAGAACUCCACACGUUGAAGACUUUAUCCCCAAUGUUCCUACAUCACCCGAGUUUUGUUUGGGAAUGGUGCUUGCAGCAAAGACUGUUUUUGGUGUUUCCAUGACUUUGGAUAACCAAAAGGAGUUAGAAGCCAAUCUAAUAUUUUUUCUGGUAUUUCAAAAUUUAAACACCCAGUCAGUGGAAUGGAAUGAUGAGGCAAGUGAAGAACAAAUUGGAACUGAAUUCCUUCCUGCCGUGAGUGGUGAUGUCUGUGCACAAGGUUCUGAACAGAAAGAGGAAAAUGCUGUUGGUGUUACUGAAGAAAAUGAAUGGGACAGACUUUUGCGUUUGAGGUGGGAAAAGUAUCAAGUUGAGGAGGAAGCAUCUCUUGGUAGAGGAAAGCGCUUAAGGAAAGCAGUUUCUUAUAGGGAAGCCUUUGCUUUGCAUCCUAAUGAAACCAUGAGUGAGAGUGGUAAUGAAGAGGAACAGGAGCCAGAACCGGAAUAUACACCUGCUGGUCGAGCUCUAAAAAUGAAGUUUGCCAAGCUCCGUGCUAGACAAAAGGAAAGGCUUGCUCAGAGAAAUAUCACUGAUGGAUCUCAUCAUAUAGAGGGUGAGCUUCGGCCUGAGUCACUUCCCCCAUUCCCUGCCACUAAUGCCGAGGGAGGGGAGCAAUUAGUAGAUCCUGCCAGCAAACGAGCUUUAGCCAUCGAUUUGGAGAAUGACAAAUUUGAUCAGUCAUCAGAUGCAUCCAAGAACAAGAAUGACUCAACUCUGAGGUUAGGCAGGCCUCCAAAACCUGUUCAUGGAAGUGUCUUGGGCAGUCUGGACCUUUCCGUCAGGCCCCCUGAUCCUCUUUCAUCUGAUGUCUUCCUCCAUAGCCCCCACUUGCAGAGCACAAGUUACAGCAAUUCAGUGCCUACCAGCAACCUGUUACCAGUUCUGGGACUUUGUGCUCCCAAUGCUAAUCAACUAGAUUCAAUACAUAGUAACCUUCACUCUUACUCCCUCCCAAAAUCCAACUGUGGCCAAAGCAGUGUAAGCUUGGGGUUUCCAGAAUUUCCUUUCCAUCUAGCCCCUGGUGCUGGAACAUCAAUUAAAACGGACAUAAAGGGCCGAGAGAGUGUUGCAGUUGCAUAUUCACUGCCAGAUUCAUGCUCAGAUAUCUCCCAGUGCCGGGCCAAGAGUACCAUCCCAGAAUACUUUCCAUUUAAUCCGUAUCCUCCUGUAAGCACACAAGGAAGAGGCCCUGAUCCUGUCAGUAUUUCAGAUCCGUCUUUCUCUGCCUUCCAAGAAAAGAUGGCGCUGCCAAACUUGGCUGUAAAUGAGAACCGGCUACCCAAAUUCUCACUCCCAGCUAAGAAUGUGGCAAGGUCCCAUCCUGACUAUUUGCCUAACUUGUCACUGGGCAUGAGAAAUGAAGCUCUAAACGACUCAUUGCAAGAUCUCCCUGCAAUGCCCUUGUUGCCAAAUUUGAGAUUGCCACCAGAAGAUCCGAAAUAUAAUCCACUGUUGAGAGAAGUGCCUCCCUCACUGGGUCUAGGUCAGGUGCAGCCCUUGUAUUCCUCCUUACCGGAGAAUCACAAGAAGGUACUUGAUAACAUAAUGAUGAGAACAGGAUCCGGAUCGAAUAACUUGUUCAAAAAGAGAGUAAAGAUAGAUACCUGGUCUGAAGAUGAACUUGAUGCCCUCUGGAUUGGUGUUCGUCGGUAUGGGCGGGGUAACUGGGAAGCCAUGCUCAGAGAUUCCAAGCUAAAGUUUUCUAAAUCCAGAACAUAUGAAGAUUUGUCAGUGAAGUGGGAGGAGGAACAGCAUAAGAUCUUUGAUGGAGCAGCAUUGCCAGUGUCAAAGUCGGGGAAAGCACCCAAAUCUACCUCAUUUCCUGGCAUCUCUGAUGGUAUGAUGAUGCGGGCAUUGCAUGGAAGUAGACUUUCUAGUCUUGGGACAGACCACUGCCCGCCUACUAAAUUUCGAACUCAUAUGACAGAUAUGCAAUUGAGUUAUGGGGAUCUAACAUCCACCUUGCCACAUGUUGAUCGAUUUGAACAAUUUGGUGCUCCAAAUGAGCGCAAUGCACUUAUUCCACCUUGGAAAUCUGAUAAAUUUCGGCCAGAUUUCAUGGGAGAUUUUCCUGCUGGGCCCUCGGAUAGACCUGGGACUUCGAACUUAAAUUCGGAGCUUCCAUUUAUGCUUAAUUCUUUUGCAAACAGUAGUUUGAGCGCUCUUGCUGCGAAUUGUUCAAGCAGCUGCGAGUUCAAGCAAAAGGAGGAUGAACCGGGUGCAAAUAAGCAUGCCAAAUUGCCAAGUCUUUUGGAUAGAUCACUUAAUUUGUUGCGGGAUUCUCAUAACAGCAUGCGUGCUGGUGAAUCCACUAGCACUGGGGUGCUGCCUGAGCCCAAUAAGCAGCUCAGUAGCUCUUCUGCUGCAAAGGAUGACACAGCUGGAGCUAGUUCUAUGACAAGCAAGCUUCCUCAUUGGCUCCGGGAAGCUGUCAAUGUUCCUGCAAGGCCACCAGAACCUGAUCUGCCCCCAACUGUUUCGGCAAUAGCUCAUUCUGUACGCUUACUUUAUGGCGAAGAGAAGCUGACAAUUCCACCAUUUACUGUUCCGGGUCCUCCCCCGUCCCAGCCUAGGGAUCCUAGGAAGAGUCUGAAAAAAGAGAAACGUAGGUUGCGAAAGCUCAAGCGGAUGCCACCAGACAUUGCUGAAUCCAGCAAAAACUUUCAGACCAGCUUGUUCGGUGACAAUGUUGCUUCAAGCUCCAUUCCUCUGGUACCAUCAUUACAGCCAACAUCCGUGGGCACAUCAGGGUUUUCUGGGAGUGAACCUGAUCUCAACUUGCCGCCAUUGAAUUUAAAUCUGAUGAGUUCUCCACCAUCAUCAUCCUAUAUAAACUACUGCAAGAAGAUUGGCACAGGAUUAUCCCCCUCUCCUGAAGUGCUUCACUUGGUAGCGUCUUGUGUGGCUCCAGGCCCACAGUUAUCACCAGUACCAGGAAUGGAGAGAUGUAGCUUCCUCAGGAGUGAGAAGCCUUUGCCAAAGGUUCCUGAUGCAGUUGGCGAGGGUGGAAGCUCCGAAUUGAAAAGUGUACAUGAAAAACCAAAGGCUAUGCAGAGCAUAUUAUUCCCUCCUUGGAGUGAGGUUUCCAAGGAUGUAACUGACAGGACUGAAAGUGGUGACUCCAGCAAGACUCACUCAGAUCCUUGUAAUAUCAACCGACCUGAAGAGGAAAUAUCAUCCGAGGAAACUGUGUCAGAUGACCAUGGGAGUGAACAUGAACCAUAGCCAUUUUUCCCUCCAUAACUUUGUAGCUUCAGAGCAUUCCGGCAGCAAUGAUUCUUUGUAAGAAAGAUUUAUUAGAGUGUUUACUAGCAUCAGAGGGAUCAAUUAGGUUAUUUACUGUGUAAAGUUUCUUCAAGAGAAAAGAAAUUUAUAUAUAUAUAUAUAUAUAUAUAUAGAUGUCCUGUUCUCAUUUUGCAUCUCA